Molecule: messenger RNA, 4026 nt
Organism: Egretta garzetta (little egret)
Lineage: Eukaryota; Metazoa; Chordata; Aves; Pelecaniformes; Ardeidae
Gene: MED9
Product: mediator complex subunit 9
Exons: 3
Coding region: 1316-1531 (71 amino acids)
Biological process (GO): regulation of transcription by RNA polymerase II
Cellular component (GO): mediator complex
Molecular function (GO): transcription coregulator activity
Source: RefSeq, a predicted model, not a curated record
ACCGGGCCCGGCCCGGGUACCUCAUCCCUGCUCCAGCCACCCCGCUCUAACGGUGCUGCCUGAGCCCCAGCGUCCCCAGGGUGCCCUGGGUGGGGAGCAGGGCUAUGGGGUGCCCUCUUUAACGAUGCUUACCCACCCUCAGCAUCCUCAGGGUGCCCUGGACAGGGAGCGGGGCGAUGGGAUCCCCCUCUAAUGAUGUUCUCCAGCCCUCAACAUGCCUGGGGUGCCCCGCAUGGGGAGCAGGACAGCGGGAUCCCCUUUCUAAUUAUGCUCUCCCAACUGCCAACAUCCUUGGGGUGCCCUGGAUGGGGAGCAGGACAGCGGGAUCCCAACUGCCAACAUCCUUGGGGUGCCCUGGAUGGGGAGCAGGACAGCGGGAUCCCCUUUCUAAUUAUGCUCUCCCAACUGCCAACAUCCUUGGGAUGCCCUGGAUGGGGAGCAGGACAGCGGGAUCCCCUUUCUAAUUAUGCUCUCCCAACUGCCAGCAUCCUUGGGGUGCCCUGGAUGGGGAGCAGGGCAAUGGGGUCACCCCUCCAGUGAUGCUCUCCAACUUUCCAGAAUCUCCUCUGCCCUUUUUCUCGCAGCAGUAGUUCCUGGGAAGAGUUUCAGAGGGAGCUGACACAGCCCCAAGUCCAUCUCCGCUCUUGAGUCACGCCAAUACCUGGGUGGUGUUUGGUCCCCCAGACAGUGCAGGUGCUCCGAUGGCCCAGGCACGUCUGAACUGUGAGAUUCACCCUUAACGACUGCAGCCUGAGAGCCAUGGCAAGGAAGGACUGAAUACCCCCUGGCACACCGGUCCGGAUACAGAACGGCUGUGAGAACGCAAAUGCUCUGAUUUCCCUCAGUCUCCUUGUGGUGCUGGAGGUGGGCAGUUGCCCCCGACCUUGAUUCUGCCUGAUCUGUCCAGACCACAGAAGCAAGGCUAAGCCCGUUGCCAGGUGCAUCCAUGUACAUAAGCCAAGUGAGCAAUAGCCAUGGGCCGAGACCUCCCAGAUUCCUACAUGUCACCCAGCAGGUCAUGGUGACCUGCAGAUGACAGUCCCUAGGAUAUCUUGUGCCCUGUCCCACUGAGCCACCCACUCCUACCCAGCUACGUCCCUCAGCUUCGCACACGGCAUUUCCUGGGCGGCUUGAGCAGACGUAGGUAUGCUGAGCGGUGCUGCAGACGGGUAGGACCGCAGAGGCAAGUGGUGGGAUGUGUUGCCUCAUGUCCCUGACAGAUGGCAAAUGUAUUGUCCUUUAACACAGCCGUUAGUCGCAGAGUCCAGCCCUGCUGUUUCGACACUGACUCAGGCAUGAAGACACAUCUCCAAGCAUGGACAAGGACAGCCAGGAUGUUCACCAGGUGCUGAAUGAGCUGAAGAACAAGUUCCAGGAGAUGAGGAAGCUGAUCAGCUCCAUGCCCGGCAUCGGUGUGAGCCCAGAGCAGCAGCAGCAGCAGCUGCAGAACCUGCGGGAGCAGGUCCGGACCAAAAAUGAACUGCUGCAGAAGUACAAGAGCCUUUGCAUGUUUGAAAUCCCCAAGGAGUAGGAAGGGCACAGCUCUGCUCUCUGGGUCCGAGAUACCUCCUCUUCUGGCUGAACAGGAGAGAAAAAGGUGGCAGAAGUUUACUUUUCUUUCUUCUAAGCCUUUUUUGGUCACAUUGCUCUGAAGUUGUCUCUGUGUGGAUCACAGGCGUGUGACACUGAACCAGAACACUGUGUGCUUCACAUAUGAUGAUUGCAGCGGUACGUUCACUUUGAUCUGCUGUAGGACCGUGCAUUUGUAUAUGCAUCUCUUCUGUUUUCUCUUGGGGUGGGGUGGCGGGGUUUUUUUUACAUUCAAGCAAGCAGGAGACAUUAUGUUUUCUCCUCACUAAGGGUCAAAGUACCUGCUGGUUAACUUCAACAAGAAAAAGAGGGCAUUUUCUGCAAUUUUUUUCACGUCUGAACUGACACAAGUGGCCAGACGUCGAAAGGGAGCAUGAGAGGGAAGCGUGAGCUGUUUGGCCCUGCUCCUGGAAAGGGUCUCUGGGGCGCUUUCCAGUCUGUGUGUGUUGAAAGAGGAAUGAUUGCUUUCAAUAACUUUUGUAUUUCUCUCUCUCUCUUUUUAAACAGUGAUGGUUGUGUCCAAGAUGAGUAAAGAUUUAGAAAUUCCAAACUGCCCCUCUUGUGUAAUCACUGAGUGGAUGUGGGCUGAGCAGGGGCAGGACUUUGGCAGGAGAGAGGACGUGCGUAGCCUGGGCCCAGCUCCUGUCUCUUUACAUCACUUUUUUGGAAGCAGGGUGACGGGAGAGCAAAGCAGGGGCUGCCGGGGGAGUGGAUUUUGGUCGGCUUUGGGUGCGUAAAUCUCCUUGGGUGAGUGCAGCUUGUAGGCAGUAUGCUGGGCAUCUUGCUCUUAAAACAGAGGGAGGGCAAACGGAAUCAAAACAAAGGCAUAAAUGACAGCUUUUAGUUAUUCCAUGCGUGACAGAAGUCAGGCCCAACAGGACGGGUCAGUUCCACAUCCAAAGUGCUCCAGGGGCUUUUUACAAACACAGGCAUUUGAGCGGCUUGACCAUUUGCCAGCGACUGAUGGAAAGCUCUCAAAUGUUGUAUUGCAUUCAGGUGGAUCUCGAGGUUCCCUGCCCUCUGUCCUCCCGCUGGUAGCUCUUACAGUAGCAGACGACGACCUGGUAAGCAGCACCACAUCUCUCCCGACUAACACAGAUGUGAUGGGACCUUAAAUUUCAUGGUUCUCUGAAUUAUGCUGAAAGGUGGUGCCGGUCAGUAGUGGAAGAGGCGAAAAAACAUCUAGUGAAAUAGAGUAUCUGCUGAGAACCAGGGUCCGAAGGCAGGUAGCACUCGUGCCUUCAAAAGAAAAGAAGUGAGCUCUGUUUGGGGUAGGGUUUUCCUUUCCUGAAGCAAAAGGCGAGUAAUUCUGCUCGUUGGGAGCUGGGAUAGUUACGACACACCUGAACCCUAGACAUUACUCUGUCCCCACUGGAAUACUUUACCAGUACUUUCUUUGGGAAGGUGCCAGUGUGUAAACUCUGAGUAAAGCAGAACACCAAGAUAAACAAAGCACAAUGUACCCUCUUUUUAUUACCGAAAUUACCUUUCUGCCAGCCAUCGCCUGUCCCAGCUCAAUAAAUUCUUGUGUUUCAUGCCUGGAUGCUGGCUUCCCUUUUUUUGCCAGUUGCUGUUCCUGUGAAAUCAGGGCAUACGUGGAGUUGGAAGAAAUGUGUUUCCAAAGAAAUGCCUGGCACUUAACACAGGAACAAGUUGACUCUGUCAACUUGAAUCCAAGUUUCAAACGAAACUGAAGCAGUUUGGUUUGCGGUGUCGCUCACCCACCUUAGUUUUGUGGCUUUGAUAGAAUUUUUUUGCCAUUAAUAUGUAUGAAACGUAGAUUUGUUCUGCUGCUUGGGGGUGGGGAACGGGGGCUGAAAAUGAACCCAAGCAAGCUGGAGCCGGGGAGAGCUGUUCUUUGAAGAGCUUUGCCCUUUCCCUUUCGCUUCCAGCAGUGGUUACUGUGACUUGUUAUUAGGAAGGGAUUAAAAAACAUCAGAUGCAAAGGUAACCUUUCGAGCAAAGUACUUCCUUUACUCGUAUUGCAAAAUAAAAACAAUAUCCCGGACGGGGCGCAAAUGAAUCACUCUCUGUUGACAUCAUUAAAGUGUGCUUGGUUGAUGGGGAAAAAGCAUGAAACACAAUCAGCUCUUUAUAACGAAGUGAUGUCAGUCAGUCUGCUCGGUUUCUGCAGCCAGCGGUGUGCCAAUGCCCGGCGUGUCAUGGGGCUGGCAGGAUCGUAACUCGGCGCUGGUGAAGUGAGGAAAGAGUCCUGGCGCCGUGACCCGUUUGAGUAACUCUGUGCAUGGCCCCUCAUUACCCCCUGUGGCAAGAAACCGGCUGCUUGCAGCGACGGAAACCUUUGCACUGGGAGUCGGGGAAAAUGGGGUGGUAAAGGGAUUGAGUUGAGAGGCCGUUUUUAGCACCUCGGAGCUGGGCUUGGGUCUCGGUUUAACAGGAUUUGGUUUUGCUACAGGGCUGGGUGAGAAAGCAAAA